AUGGUAGCUACGGGAGGACUGUAUGCACCAACUAUCCGACAUAGUCAGGGCAUCACCUAUAUUAUCUGCACAAAUGUCAUCCAUGGCCCUUCCAAUAUAUCAGGUGAUGAGCGAAGUGAACAGUUCAUCAUCCACACAGCAGACAUUCGCUCAGGCAACUGGUCUGAUCCUAUUGUCUUUCCGUUUCCUGGCAUUGACCCAUCUUUGCUUUUUGAUGACGACGGCCGGGUCUAUGUUCAGUUAUGCAAGACAGGGCCUCAGUUUCAGAUCUACAAUUUGGAGAUCGACAUUGCAACCGGGAAUAUGAUCACGGAGCACACACUCAUAUGGGAAGGAUGGAAAAAAGGAUACACAGAGGGUCCGCAUAUCUAUAAGAAGGACGGCUGGUACUACCUGUUAUGUGCAGAGGGAGGAACAUUUUCGUACCACAUGUUGAGCAUUGCACGAUCAAGAAAUAUUUGGGGGCCAUAUGAGUCCUACGAGAACAAUCCGCUGUACACGGCCCACAAUACCACUCACUACGUUCAGAACACUGGACAUGGAGAUCUGUUCCAAGACAAGAGUGGACGCUGGUGGGUUGUGAUGCUGGGAAUCCGUAAGAGGGAAGGUCGAUCCAUCAUGGGUCGGGAGAGUUUCCUUACGGCAGUGGAUUGGCCUGACAAUAGCUGGCCUACUAUCGAUCCUAUUAUAGCCGAUAGUGAUGUGGGAGCGACACCUAACGUGCCUCUGAUCGGGACUUUGUCCUCUGCUCCGUGGGUCUAUUUGAGGGAUGCAAAUCUCGAUCGAUACCAAUUCCGAGGAAACAUCAUCAUGUUGCAAGCAGCCUCGGUAGAACUUACCAGUGCAGAAGAAUCAGUUACCUUUGUUGGCCAGCGACAACGAAAACUCAACGCUAGUGCGUCGGUCACCCUACAUAGGCCACAAAGCUGUACACAGGUUCGAGCCGGUCUGGCUCUGUACAAAGAUGAGCAUCGUUUUCUGUCAAUCGAAUACGAAUUUGAUAGCCAGCAGGUCGUUUUCAGUGGACUGAACAAAGCAAAGUCUUUGUAUUGGAAAGAGACACAAGGUCUUGAGGCUCAAGAUACCUUAUCCUUUAGAAUUGACUACACUGAGACAUCUUUGGAAUUUUCCUUUCGUCGGGCUGAAAUACCCUGGAGUUCUCUUUGCACGAUUGAUACGGCCCUCUUAACAGAUUAUGACUUCACUGGUCCUGUCAUUGGAGUAUUUGCUCUUGGAAAUGACAACAAGGUGGAAUUCAGCGACUUUGAAAUUGAUGUUUAG
This is a messenger RNA of Penicillium arizonense, 1281 nucleotides long. RefSeq names its product putative xylosidase/arabinosidase. The record is from RefSeq and is a predicted model, not a curated record. Gene Ontology annotation, biological process: carbohydrate metabolic process. The transcript has a single exon. NCBI's taxonomy places the organism in Eukaryota, Fungi, Ascomycota, Eurotiomycetes, Eurotiales, Aspergillaceae. Gene Ontology annotation, molecular function: hydrolase activity, hydrolyzing O-glycosyl compounds. Bases 1 to 1281 code for a protein of 426 amino acids.